UCUCAAAUCCGUCAAUAUACGGCGAAGUCAACGCCUUGCUGUACCACAUUCUCGCUUUCCACUUCGAUGCUUGAGCGACGACGACGUUACUUGACCAGCUCAUAGCCACGACAUCCACGAUAUUCGACCUUUGACCUUCUGCUCUUUGUCUUUUCUCAUUAUAUCUAUUGGCUGGAAUCGUACUUUACCGCUCUAAUUGUAUUUUGAAAUGUCUAGUUGGGAUUCUACUCGUGCGAAGAACUUGCUCAGACUGACUGCGCAAAGGCUUGGGCAGAUCCAAUACAAGUUAGACUACCAAGGCCAGAUCACCCGGAGGGACAUUGCUACCCUACUCUCCCAAGGCAAUGACGCACUGGCUCGGGCGAAAGCCCAGAAAUUAGUUCGCGAAGAUAUCUAUGGGGAUUUGCUUCAAACCUUGGAGAUGCACGUUGGCAUUAUACUCGAACGUAUUGGAGAACUGGAACCAAAUGCCUCCCCUGGACCAGUUAUUGUUGAGGCAGCAUCGAGCAUAAUCUACGCCGCACCACAUACAGACUCUCGAGAUCUACAGCUUGUUAGCGACAUGCUCAUUCAACGUUUGGGACCCGACUUCGCUCGUUCUGCAAUUAGAAACCGUGACAAUUAUGUGUCUACUCGAGUCAUCAGAGACCUCAACGCGCGAGCUCCGCCAGCAUCAUGGCUUGAUGAAUAUCUUCUUGGCAUUGCAAAAGCUCAUAGUGUAAAGUGGAAACCUGACCUUACGCCUGUCGAGAAGGUGAAUGCUAUUUCGGAGAUGUUGGACCCAUCGACGUCUCCAGAUAUAGACAUGCGACGACUUCAACACCUAUGUUCUCAUGGCCUUCCGGAGGAUCCACCAUGGGUAAGACCUAGGGUGUGGAAACUGCUGCUUGGUACCCUCCCUCCAAACAAGACGUCUUGGCCCCAGGAAAACCGUAAGCAAAGAGACAACUACUAUGACCUUGUGCGCCGCUUACUCGAACCGUUUGCUAGCCUUCCACCUCCGACUAGCCCACUCUCAACGACGGAUAUAUCACUACUGGAUGCAUCGAAGGAACUCGCACAAGUGCCUCCCAACCUGCUGUCAAGACUUGACGAUGAACCCGAUGUCUCUGUAGCUUCUCCACUUGACACUUCAGCUCCGGAUGAUGUCAAGAUUCAAUGUGCAGGUGCACUCGAUGAGCGUCUAAAGCUCAUCAAGGACAGCGAAAACCAGGACAGCGACUCAGCACCUGAUUCAAUGCCAGAAAUCCGACUGGAGGGUACACCGGAAAUUCGCUUGGAGGGAGCUCCUGACUCGCCUGCGAAGAGUGAUACCCCGGAAGUUCGUUUGGACACUGAGGCAUCGGAGAAACCGAAAGACUCUAUGCACAUCGACCUCGGUGGACUUGGAACCCCGGAAAUCUCGCUGUCGGUACCGGACUCGCCAUCUUCUUCCCACUCCAGUGCUCCGACUACUUUGCUUGCUUCAAGAGCUUACACUGCUGGUGGUGCUCAUCCAAAACAUGCAUCUGCGCUGCUGCGACUCUUGUACAUCCACUCUUCAUUGAAUCCUGCCAAUCGUGCACCGCAAGUUGCAUCUUUACUAGUUCCAUUAUACUCCGCCCUUGUGCAAGAAGUUGAACCAGAUGAUUUGGCGCAUGCUGAAGCGGAUACCUUCUGGUUGUUUGAGACUGUCGUGUCCGAGUUUGCUGAUUUGGAAGACGCAGAGACGUGCAACAUCUGGUUGCGCAAGUUGGGUGAAAGGUUAUCUUGGGCAGAUACCGACCUUGCUGAGGACUUGCAAAUCAAGGGGCUGGAUCCUGCAUUACCACACUAUUCCUAUCGUUGGCUCACCCCGCUUCUGACGCACACACUUUCGCUCUCUGCCGUGUUCACAGUGUGGGACGCGCUGUUCUCUCGGCCUAUGCGAGAACGAAGUUCCACCCCCAAGCUUGACUACCUUAUUGAUGUCUGUGCUAGCAUGCUACUCUUAGCAAGGCCCGCUCUUCUUCGAUUGGGUAAGCGUGGAUCUAAGUCAGGCAACGUAUGGAGCGAAAUAAAUGCCAUAGUACCGUCCACGGAUUUCGACGCUAGAGAGCUUGAUGAUGCAUUCGUGGAGGGGAUGGCACUCCUGCGUAAUUAUCCUCUCAGACAGGUCGGUGGGAUUGAAAACGUCUUGCAGCUCGCCCAUGACCUCGCAAGCCGACGCCGCAUGGAACAGCACUACGCCACUCCUGCGAACGCGGGCCUUGGUACGCGUCUCAAGAAUACAAUGUGGAGAAGUUUUGGUAGUCAAAAUCCCAUUGCUGAGGAAGAUGACAGUAGCGAGACCAGCGAGGAAAGUGAAGAGAGUAGUGCCGAUCAGGAUCAUCUCCGGUCUCAACCACCUGCUAGCGAUGGUCGCCUAACAUUGCCCAGUCGUCUAGCCGAUACGGUCUGGAAGGGUAUCACCAAUCAGAGUGCGAUGGAAGUUCCUUCUCCUCCACCUUCUCCUUUACCAAGCACACGUUCAUCCUCCCCAUCUCCAUUGACUUCACCUCCUGUUAACGCUGGCGACUUGGACUCCCAGCCACCUGCUCAGCAAAGUACUCGUGCUUCUGCCAUUUGGGGCUACGCUGAGAAGUUGAGAGACUCGGAUGCUGCAGCCACGCUGGCAAAGGUGAGCACCAACUGGAGAGUGAAAGCAUUGGAUGCAUGGAACAAACGCAGUUCCGGCGAUGUACCGAAUUCAGCUCCCGCCCACUAUACCUCUCUCCCUGUCCGCCAGUCCCUUUCUCCUAAUGACGCUGUUCGACGUUCUCUCGGUCCGUCACCCCCUCCAAAAGCCGUCGAUGAGGGUCGUAGGAGCUCUCUCCCAGGUAUAGAUCGUUCGCAGGUAUAUUCUCCUCCGGCCAGGCCAGCCUUUUUCAAGCCAGUAAGGGAUAGCUGGAUGCCAGAAGCACGGAGAAGCCCCCAUGUUUCUCCCACGGGUUCAGAGAGCUCCGCUAUUUCUGACGAGGAUGGCGGUGGAAGACGAAAGCAUUCGUUAGCAUCUCUGGUGGGUCUCGACAUCCGUAGCCCCGGUAGCCCUAGUCCUUCUUCCGCAGGCAGCAAGUCUGGUCCUCGACCUCUGCUUCUCAACUCGUCUUCUUUGAUUACAGCUAACUAUGUUACACCAACAUCUGCUACGUCCGAGAAGCACUGGGCAGACUCUGUACGGGCCAAACGACCAGAACCAUCCCACAGACAUUCACAUUCAUCUUUGUCAUCUAUGUCGCAGACCGACUCGCUUACAGUGCCUCGACGUGCAGAGACUUUGGCUCAGGGAGGUGGUAGUAGAGUUGUACCUAUAAACAGGAAGACACCGUCCCCGAUGGCCAGAGGCUCUCGUCGACAAGCAUCCACUUCAUCAACAGCUUCUGAACCACCUACAGCUCACCGUCGAUUCAACACUGAAGUAGAUGUGAAUCCGCCCACAGAGCCUCGUAGAAGUCGCAGUGGAUGGGCUCAAGCUGAUAGCAUAGAUUCAUCGGCAACAAUACCUUCGCCUCCUGUACCCCAAACCCCUCCACCGGCUGGUAACAGCGGUGCUUCUGUGCGUGUCAAAGGAACGGAAUCUCAGCGGGGUUCCUUGGUUAUACCUGAUUCGAAUGAAAUGAUUCAAGAUGUCUCUGCCGAGGAACAUACCCCGACUAGAGUUCGCAAGAAGACUUCAUCCAUAUCCCGUAUUCAAAUCAACGAUGAUACCUCUGAUUCAUCUGUUGCUCCGGGACCUCAUCGUAUGCCCCGCGUGAAGUCCAAACGUCUUCCACCACGACUCCACACUUUACGUACCCGCGAAGCCUCCAAGACACCUCCAAUUCCUACCGACCGCGCGCCGAGUCCGAAUACUCUAGCAGUUGAGUGGCCAGAGGAAGCGGACAGUGUUACGCCAAGAGCAGCAGUGUUCGACACCACUAUUACCGCGUCGCCUGUAUCACCGCGAAGAAGAACCCGGAAGGUCUCCGGAGAGAAAGGUGAAGAGAAGACCCGACCGAGGACAAGGAAAGUGUCUGCGGAAGGGAAAGAAUCUAAGCACAAGCGGGAAAGCGCUGCCGUCGAAGGAGAUGAUGAGGGCUAUGACGAUUUGCUCAGUGCAUAUUCAGAGAGCGAGGACAGCGUUGUGCAAGCACGACGGUGAUUUCAUAUCAGUCGUCAGUUCAAGUUCGCUUUUCCCCUUUGCUCACAAUGGACAGCCUGCUUUGUUGCUCUGAUAUCUUUACUCACAUUCUUACUUGUGCAUAUGCUUUGUUUUUUUCGGAAAGAGCUCCAGUCACACUCUAUGUCCAUGUGGAAUAAUGAUAUUUAGGCUGUAGCGUCGUCUGGUUUUUGAAGGAUGUCAUGCUCGAACAUGACCUCAUGCACACCAUGGUAAACUUCUAAAAGUACCGCAAAGUAAGGCAAGAUAUUCUGAAAAUAUUCGAUAUAGGAAAUGAGCAUCAUCAAACUGAACAUCCUUUUGAAACUACUUUACCUCGUAGGCAAUAUGGAGACUGAUCUCUUGAUCUUGCUUUUUGAUGGCGGCGAGGUAGUAUCGGACGUUCCAUCUACGGAGUCCUUCAUUUAUGAUGAAGUCCUGAAGGAAGGCUAAGG
This is a messenger RNA of Somion occarium, 4590 nucleotides long. NCBI's taxonomy places the organism in Eukaryota, Fungi, Basidiomycota, Agaricomycetes, Polyporales, Cerrenaceae. The record is from the annotation of a GenBank genome assembly.